AUGGUGGGCAUCCUCGAAUCGGGCAGUACAGCGUUAAAAGUUAUAGAAGCUGGAGCAAUGAUUGCAUUAAAUAUUUUGUCACUUUUGGGCAACAUCCUUGUUUGUUUGUCAGUUUACAGAAAUAGCAGUCUCCGUACCACAACGAAUCUUUACAUCAUUGCAUUGGCUGUAACUGACUUGAUAGCUGCAACUCUGGUCAUGCCUCCAGCGACUGGAGUUCUUAUCACAGGAAGGUGGCCGUUUGGUGAAACGGCUUGUCAAAUACACGCUUAUUUCAGUCUGUUUGUUGUGUAUGUUUCACCUGUGACCAUGGGUCUUACUGCACUGAACAGGUACAUAAGAAUAUGCAAA
Molecule: messenger RNA, 351 nt
Organism: Porites lobata
Lineage: Eukaryota; Metazoa; Cnidaria; Anthozoa; Scleractinia; Poritidae
Source: the annotation of a GenBank genome assembly